UUGAGCGUCUUCCCCGCUGCGCCCGAUUCCCCGCCUUCUCCAUCCGGGUGCCGCGGCGCGGAUAAGAACCGCACCGCGCCUGCGCGCCCAGCCCCACUCCUUCGACCUCUGCCGCCGCCGCCGCCGCCUCCUGGAAGAAAGCGGGAGAGGAGCCCACGUCGCCUGCCACCGAGUCUCCAGCCGCGCCGCCCCAGGAGUGUAAGAUGUUCGCCUGCGCCAAGCUCGCCUGCAGCCCCGCUCUGAUCCGAGCUGGAUCCAGAGUUGCAUACAGACCAAUUUCUGCAUCAGUGUUAUCUCGACCAGAGGCUAGGAAUGGAGAGGGCUCUACAGUAUUUAAUGGGGCCCAGAAUGGAGUGCCUCAGCUAAUCCAAAGGGAGUUUCAGACCAGUGCAAUCAGCAGAGACAUUGAUACUGCUGCCAAAUUUAUUGGUGCAGGUGCUGCAACAGUAGGAGUGGCUGGUUCUGGUGCUGGUAUUGGAACAGUCUUUGGCAGCCUUAUCAUUGGUUAUGCCAGAUCAUCACAAAGAAGGACAUGCAUUCAGUCAAAUGCUGUACAAGUCAGAGGGAACUACAGCCAUUGCCUCACUGAUGAAAAAGACCCUAAUGUAAUUUUUAUGGGAAUUAUUUUAUAUAGUGUCUGAACAUUGUAAAUUAUAGGGUUUUUGAUUAUUCAUUAAAGCAGAAAUAUUUGAAUGCUUU
Molecule: messenger RNA, 699 nt
Organism: Pipistrellus kuhlii (Kuhl's pipistrelle)
Lineage: Eukaryota; Metazoa; Chordata; Mammalia; Chiroptera; Vespertilionidae
Gene: ATP5MC3
Product: ATP synthase membrane subunit c locus 3
Exons: 5
Coding region: 204-641 (145 amino acids)
Biological process (GO): proton motive force-driven ATP synthesis; proton transmembrane transport
Molecular function (GO): proton transmembrane transporter activity
Source: RefSeq, a predicted model, not a curated record